Suillus subalutaceus is the source of this 1473-nucleotide messenger RNA. RefSeq lists its product as uncharacterized. NCBI's taxonomy places the organism in Eukaryota, Fungi, Basidiomycota, Agaricomycetes, Boletales, Suillaceae. The transcript is spliced from 3 exons. The record is from RefSeq and is a predicted model, not a curated record. Bases 1 to 1473 code for a protein of 490 amino acids.
AUGCAGUUGGAUGGACUUCCUGCAGAGCUGUAUAGUGCAAUCAUCAGCCACCUACCAGCAGACUCGUUCCAGCAAGAUGUCCUUGCCCUAACAAGAGCGAUACCCAGAUCGCCUGUGCCCAUCCAUCAUUUAUUCGAAUGCAUACGCAUCAAGCAUGCGCAGCAGAUCGUACAAUUGCAUAGACGCUUGCGCAAUGCCACUAACGAGAGGAACUGGGUCAAGGACUUUGGUAUCGUGACCUGGACUGUCGAUGCUGAUGCCCUGGUCAAUCUACUGGAGAUCCUGCCUCGAAUAUCUUCUCUCCUUCUCUUUGUCGGACCCAAUUUUGCUCCAGAGCAUCUUGAGGGGAUAUUUCAUGAACCAAGAGAAGACUUGCGCUUUCUCUCUUUACGUUUCCGCCCCUACGUCAAGGUAGCCACAUAUUAUCAAUUUCUCAAGGGAGCUUAUUUCGAUACUACCCUGACUGUACUUUCCCGUUGGCCUUCCUACAAGUUGCCAACUCUAUCUAUCGUCCAGGAUCCUCCCGAACCAUUGAUAUCAAAUGGGAAACAUUUUGCACAACCGCUCGUCUUCUUUCAACUCGAGCCAAUAUCUGUCCUGUUGUGCUCAGAAUAUAUCAGCUCAUUGAUGCACCUGCGUCUCCGCAUACCGUCUCGCCAAGUGUCCCGAUUCAUCAACAGCAUCCCGUCCUCCGUCCCUGCAUUACGCCUUCUUGACUUGUCCACAUGUAAUGUUCUCGCCUCGGAUAUGGAGGAGACGCUCAUUCGAUUCCAUGGUCUGCAACAUCUGAUUCUUGAUGGAUGCGGCGUUGCUCGGGACCAUUCGCAGGCGACGGAAUGGAAUAACAUCGGAAAGAUAUGUGCAACUGCAACCGUCAGGCGAGCGAAAGCACGGGAAAAAGAGUUGAAAACUUGGUUACAGCACAAUGCAGCCACUACCACUGCACCAGCAGUCAUGCCACAACCUGCAGCAAGACGCAUAAGGCCAGGCCGUCGUGGUCUUGCCACAGCUACUAUCUCGCUUAGAGAUGAACCUACUGCGUCAGAACCAGAUAUCAUUCACGUACCUGCUGGAAUAGUUAUUCCUAAAGUACGCAUCAUUCCAUCGCCACCGGCGCUGCUCUCCCUGUGCACAUCGGCAUCCUUUAUCACCGACGUUCAACAUCAGACUAUUCGCGAGGAGUUCGAGAAGGGCUGGGAUGAAGGCCUUGCGCAGCUUGCAGCCGUUAAAUCCAGGCUUUAUAGAUCCUGGAAAAAUGGCAUACAGAUGAUGCGCAUCACCGCGGAUAUCAGCGGUAGCGGAUAUGAUGGUUUGGAAGCUAUAGAGGGCGAGAGCGCAUUCUACUCCGAACAGGAUGACAACGCGAUUCUGGCCCCGCCUGUAUUGUGCCUCGCAGGUUCAGGUACUUCGGGAAAGCACGUAGAAGGUUGCGGUCAUAGUAUUGCUAGGAAUGUCUGGAAUGAUACGAUCUAG